AUGGCAAUAUGCGAUGCAGACUACAAGUUUUUAUUAGUUGAUAUUGGUGAUAGUGGCCGCCAAAGUGACGCAGGUGUAUUUUCAAGCGGAAAUAUUGGGUAUGCAAUCAAUGAAAAUCUAUUUCAGCUCCCCCACUCAAGAUAUUUUCGUGGAUAUGAUAAGGUGAAUUUCCCAUAUGUUUCGUUGGAGAUGAGGAGUUUCGUUGGAGAUGAGGCAUUUCCUUUAAAAAUCAAUUUGGUUAAACCUUAUCCUCGUAAUUUAUUAAAUGAUGGAAGGCGCAUAUUUAACUACAGGCUAUCAAGAGCUAGGCGAGUAAUAGAAAAUACAUUUGGCAUAUGCGCAUCCAGAUUUCGAAUCUUUCGCAGGUCCAUAAUUGGCACUGUAAAACACGUUACAGAAAUAACAAAAGCAGCAGUAGCCUUGCAUAAUUUUUUAAUGGAUGAUAGGAAAAUGUACUGCCCGUCCGGCUUUGGUGAUUGUGUUACAAAUGGUAUGUUGAAAGAGGGUAGUUGGAGAGAUGAAGAGAAUUUUCAAGGAGCGUUAUUAGACAUUAAAAGAGUGUCUUCAAACAAUUUUACAUUGGAGGCUAAGGAAGUUCGUGAUAGUUUUUGCGAGUAA
This is a messenger RNA of Hydractinia symbiolongicarpus, 618 nucleotides long. RefSeq lists its product as uncharacterized. The record is from RefSeq and is a predicted model, not a curated record. Bases 1 to 618 code for a protein of 205 amino acids. Lineage: Eukaryota; Metazoa; Cnidaria; Hydrozoa; Anthoathecata; Hydractiniidae. The transcript has a single exon.